UUCGCCGCGCAACUCCAGGAAGCGAUUAGAGAUAACGAAUCCCCCGAGCCAGAGGACGAGGAGAAAGAGAAAUCCCUAAACGAGCAGAUCCAGGGUUAGGGUUUUACCACACCCCAACAAUGGCGGGCGCCGGCAUGCACCCCUACCACCAGCAGUGGGUGCCUCCACCCGCUCCAGCUGUCGCGCCUCCCGUCCCCGUCGAUGCCCCCAACCGCCCGCCCGCUGACGAGAUUCGGACGGUCUUCAUCACGGGCCUCCCCGGGGACGUGAAGGAGAGGGAGCUCCACAACCUGCUGAGGUGGUUGCCGGGCUUCGAGGCGUCACAGAUCAACUUCAAGGCGGAGCAGCCCAUGGGGUUCGCCCUCUUCUCCACGGCGCAGCAUGCCAUUGCCGCCAAAGACGCGCUUCAGGACUUGGAGUUUGACGUUGAGAUGAAGUCCGCCCUCCACACAGAGAUGGCAAAGAAGAACCUUUUUGUCAAAAGAGGUGUGGCAUCUGAGUCGAGUUCAAUCGAUCAAAGUAAACGUCUACGGACUGGUGGAGAUUAUACUCAUGCAGGCUAUGCAGCUCCACCAUUUCAUCCACAACCAACUCCUGUUUGGGGAAAUCCAGGUGGCUAUAUUGCCCCACAUCCACCUCCACCAUAUGACCCAUAUGGAGGUUAUCAAGUACCUCAGGUAGCCAUGACCACCCCUCCUCCCCUGCCAGCUUCCAGUCGUUAUGCCCCCGUUCAGAAUAAUAAAGAUAAUCCUCCAUGCAAUACUCUCUUCAUUGGAAAUCUUGGUGAAAAUGUAAAUGAGGAAGAAGUCAGAGGCCUUUUCAGUGUUCAACCUGGUUUCAAGCAAAUGAAAAUCUUGCGGCAGGAGAGAAAUACAGUUUGCUUCAUUGAGUUUGAGGAUCUGAAUAGUGCUACGACUGUUCAUCAGAAUCUGCAGGGUGCGGUUCUUACUAGUUCUGGCCGCGGUGGCAUGCGAAUUCAAUUUUCAAAGAACCCUUUUGGGCGACGGAAGGACUUCAUCAAUGGUGCUGCAUCGGAACCUAACGGAGCUCCUACUUACCAGCAGUGACACAAAGGGAUGUAUUUUUGCUCUAUUUGCUCAAUCAUGAAGAUUAUGGAACAGGAAUGGAUUGCAUCAUGGAAAUUACACAAAAGUUAUCAUCAGCAUCCUUGUGUGAAUGAACCUGGUGAUCAUGAGUGUCAUUAUCAUCUUUCGCAAUGCACGAGUUCUCAAAAGGCAUCAUGAUCUGUUGGUAAUUGUGCAUUGGCAUCAUCAACAUGGAUAAUUGUUCAUCUAUAUGCUGUUUACAUUGUUCAGUAUGAUCUGCUAUUUUAUUAUGCAUCGGCAUCAGUGAAUUCUAGUUUAUCUGUGCAGUUGAAGCACUAUAUUUGUCUAAUGGACAAUAUGGUCGAAACCGACCAUUCUUGCAUUGCUAUACAACUUGAUCUUCAAGCAACUUGCUAUUGCAAUCUCAUUGCAUUGAAGGAAAGCUGCCAGAACUCAUGUCAUGUCAUGGCAUAUCAUAGCUUGGGACCAUGGGCCAUUACAUUAUCAUCAAUCCACAUUCAGCAAUUCAUCAUUCAUGCUUUUGCUUAGCAGCAUGAAACUGAUCAAUAUGUUUUUUACCUCCAGGCUUGCAUAAAGCCAUUAUUCGCAGGGUUUGGUGGUCUGUGUUUGUUUGCAGAAUAUUUUGAGAUGGAGCACACUUCAGUGCUAUGGUGGUCUUUGGAGAUGGAGCUGAAAAUGUCAAAAGUUGGUAAGUUUCCUGUGAAGUGUGGAUGUCUACAUCCCUGAUGUAGCUGUAGCUACCAUUCUAAGGUGACUUGACACUAUGUGGAGAUAUAGAAAUUGAUAGGUUUGAACACAUUUCAACUUAGUUAAUUGGGCAUUUAUUGGAGCAAA
Musa acuminata subsp. malaccensis (wild Malaysian banana) is the source of this 1901-nucleotide messenger RNA. RefSeq lists its product as uncharacterized. The record is from RefSeq and is a predicted model, not a curated record. Gene Ontology annotation, molecular function: mRNA binding. NCBI's taxonomy places the organism in Eukaryota, Viridiplantae, Streptophyta, Magnoliopsida, Zingiberales, Musaceae.